This is a messenger RNA of Pocillopora meandrina, 1092 nucleotides long. Lineage: Eukaryota; Metazoa; Cnidaria; Anthozoa; Scleractinia; Pocilloporidae. The record is from the annotation of a GenBank genome assembly.
AUGCAGCCUGGAGAGAAACUUGAUAAUGACAAUCUAUGGAAUGAUUACGUUCAGUUUUUGGGCGAGUUGGCCAACAGGUUUGAGUCACCGCUUCCUUUUAAAUAUGAAGAUAGCGUGGCGGAAGAUCCUGAUGUGGCAGAUUGCGUGACAGCCUUGGUCACGUAUUACGAAGCUUAUGGCUGUUUCAUGGCUCUUCUGUUAGCUGCCAAGGGAAAAUAUGUUCAGUUUGGAAGCGAGUAUAAAGAGAAUGAAAAGGUCGUAAAUCGAAAGAUAAGCUGUCAAAGAAGGGAUGCAAAAGGAAAACUUUCUUUUCUUUCAGAUGUGAGGUGUUUGACGUUCCUCAGAAGUCUUCCCUACCAGGGUGGAAAAUUGACCAAGAUUUUGGCUUUAAGCAGAAACCUUCGCGGUAAGAGCUUGGUAGAGACAGUCAGAGGCAGCUUGGCUUUGACGCCAAUCCAAAGUCUUGACACGGUGGAAUCUGCUGCGAGGAAAGUGUCUCGCCAGUUAGUGAAGGUAAAAGUAGAAGGGCAUCAAAUUCACACUGGAAAUUGGCUGAGACGUCAUGUUUUGACAGCUUUUGGGCCGUCAUUUUACGCUCAUUUCAUCAACGAGACGAACUUCCCCAUGAAAAUUGUUUCAGGAAGAUUCGGUCAGAAUAAAGGUAACCUUGAGUUUGUCCAGGUUGUUCAGCCUCAUGCAUCUCAUCCACAGAGAGCGGUUUCCUUUACUGAUUUUUUGGGAACGGGUUUUUCUACUGGAGGCUACAUCACUCUUUAUCUGAAUGGAAUCGUAAGCCCAGAUAUGGCACCACCCGCAGACGAUGUUAGGGUUAUGGAGUUUGCUUUAUCGCUAAGACUCUUGCCACCCAUUUUCAAUCGCAAGAUCAUUAACAUUGAGGACAAAACAAGCAAUGAAUUUACAGGUGGUAAAGACACUUACAAGAAAAUGAAUUCUAGCGAAACCAAGACCUUGUACUGGUUUGAUAAAGGAACACACUUCAUGGCAAGAGGAGAGAUUGUAACUCAAUAUUUCAUAAUAAAUAUUUGGCGUUUUAUUAUCCAGGAGUUCGAUCCUUUAACUGAAGAAGAUUAA